UUGACCUGUCUAGAGACGGGCGAUAGUUUGGUCUGUACGUUCACCUCUAUCCGGAGCAACAACAAGCAGAAAACAUGUCGCUGGAAUUGGUUUCAAGUGCGAAAUGCUUUGAGGGGGAGCAGCGAGUAUAUAAACAUCGUUCGAACACCUUGAAUUGUGACAUGAACUUUGGUGUUUUCUUGCCGGCGGCAGCAAUUGAAGAUAAGACCGCCUGUCCCGUCGUAUUCUUCCUUAGCGGUCUCACUUGCACACACGAGAACUUCAUACAGAAGAGCGGCUUUCAACAGCAUGCUGCCAAGCAUGGACUAAUUGUGGUCAAUCCUGAUACUUCGCCUCGUGGUGUGGAGCUAUCCGGACAGGAUGAUGCUUAUGAUUUUGGCAGCGGAGCUGGCUUCUAUGUCGACGCCAAGCAGGAGCCCUGGUCCAAGCACUAUCAUAUGUAUAGUUACGUCACCCAGGAGCUGGUCGAUAUAGUGAAUGCCAAUUUCCCUGCUGUGCCCGGCAAGCGUGGUAUCUUUGGCCAUAGUAUGGGUGGCCACGGUGCCUUGAUCUGUGCUCUCAAAAAUCCCGGCCUGUAUCAAUCCGUGUCGGCUUUUGCCCCCAUUGCGAAUCCUUCCGAAUGUCCCUGGGGCAAAAAGGCUUUAGCUGGCUACAUUAGCUCCAAUGAGUCAGACUGGGCACAAUGGGAUGCCACCAGAUUGGUCGCCGAAUACGCGAGCACUCCCCAAGAGCUAUUUAUCGACCAAGGACUGGCGGAUAAUUUCCUAACAGCCAAGCAACUGUUGCCAGAGAACCUCUUGGCUGCAGCCGAUUCAAAUGAGCAUGUUCAAACCAUUUAUAAACAACGCGAAGGCUAUGAUCAUGGUUAUUUCUACAUAUCCACCUUUGUGGGUGAGCACAUUGCCUACCAUGCCAAGCUGCUUACAGCCUAAGAGCUUCCGAAAUAGAAGAAUUCUAAUUUCAUAUGUUGUUUAUAUGUUUUUUUAAAAGCUCUGUUAAUCAAUUACGGAAAUAAAAUGCAGGUACAUGAACUCAA
This is a messenger RNA of Drosophila willistoni, 1036 nucleotides long. RefSeq names its product S-formylglutathione hydrolase. Gene Ontology annotation, molecular function: S-formylglutathione hydrolase activity. Gene Ontology annotation, biological process: formaldehyde catabolic process. Bases 75 to 932 code for a protein of 285 amino acids. Gene Ontology annotation, cellular component: cytosol. The transcript has 2 exons. The record is from RefSeq and is a predicted model, not a curated record. Lineage: Eukaryota; Metazoa; Arthropoda; Insecta; Diptera; Drosophilidae.